UGCUCAAGCGGUGUGGACAACUAUACUGAUGUAUGCUUCUCAAUGCUGAUUCUUACUUUGUGCGUGCUUUUAACAGUGCAAGUUUGUCCGGAAGAAAAUUGGUUGCCCAACAGGAAAGAAGAACCGCGUCCUGUCAGUUAUUUUUCACAGCGAACCAGGAGCUUGAAUGCAGGUUACGCCACUGAUGGCGAUCCUGCAAUAAACGAUGAAGUCUACCGAAUCUUCAUGCUCACCAUUCUCGACGGCUUCAACAUCUUCAAAAUCAAAAUGUACAAUGACCGUUCGUUCAUCUAUUUGACUCGCCGAAAUUAUUGGUUAGGCGAUCGUUAUUAUUAUAUGGACAAUUAUUAUUACCUUGCCACGCGGGAUACGUGCGCAUACCGUAUGAAUGAGACCGAACGACAACAUCUUUUCUACGAAGAGGACAACAUGCCGAUAUUCGAUAUCAUUUAUCAGUGCCAACGAUAUCAAGAGUACUGCUGUGGCCUGAAUUGCUGCAAAAUUGAUCAAAUCGGGCGUCAUGACGAGCCACCGAAACCCCCAAAGUACCCUUGGCAAGAUCCAUGGCGUCAUAACUCUGCAUCAUCAUCAUCAUCUUCUCUCACUCUAAUUGCCAUACUCCUAAUCUCAAUUUUCAACUCUGCAUAAAUUUGUAUGAAAUU
Messenger RNA from Caenorhabditis elegans, 662 nucleotides. It is a transcript of the gene K02E10.6, whose product is annotated as CX domain-containing protein. NCBI's taxonomy places the organism in Eukaryota, Metazoa, Nematoda, Chromadorea, Rhabditida, Rhabditidae. The record is from RefSeq and is marked reviewed. The coding region runs from base 43 to 648 and encodes 201 amino acids. The transcript has 4 exons.